GUCUCGGCACCGCCGCGUUCGGCUCCUGCUGCACAUCGCUCAUCUUCCCCGCCACCGGCUGAAGGCUGCUGGACGGCGGACUGAACCUGCGGCUGGUGUUCGGGUCUACCGGAAUGCGCAUCACAACAAUGUCAGCAAAGAUGAGCAGCAGUGCUGCGAGCCCCAUGGCAGCCAGCAGCACCGGGGCCGGACGCGGAUCUGGAAAGGCCACCAGCUUCAUCCCUGAGCUCCAGAGCAUGAUGUUUGCCCUUGGUGACGCUCGAAGACCCUUGCACGAGACCGCUGCCCUGGUGGAAGACAUAGUGCACACUCAGCUCAUCAACCUCCUCCAUCAGGCCGCUGAAGUGGCCCUCCUGAGAGGGGCCAGGGUCAUUUCACCAGAGGAUAUCAUCUUUCUAAUGAGGAAAGACAAGAAAAAAUUACAGCGGCUCAUCAAGUACAUGCAGUUCAGAGACUACAAAUCCAAAGUCCUAAAAACCAUCGACGAUGAGGAGCCGCUGGAUUCAGACAAAUACAGCAGCAACAAGAGGCAGCGUCUGGCGCAGGACUUCCUGGUCUCCAUCGACCAGACGGGGGAAUUUUUGUCUCUGGUGGAGGAAGAGGAGGUGGAUGAAGUCAAGCAGGAACGGCUGGAGAGAAUUGAGAAGAUGACAAGAAACAUGGAUUCCAGUCUGUACAGUGAUUUCUGUGAAAGUCGACAGCUGAGUUUCUCUAAAAAGGCCUCUAAAUUCCGCGAGUGGCUGGACUGCAGCAGUCUGGAUGUGAAGCCCAACGCCAUGUCCAUGGAGGUCCUGUCGUAUCUGGCCUACGAGACAGUGGCCCAGGUUGUCGACCUUGCCCUGUUGGUUAAACAAGAUAUGACUCCCAAAACGGGCGAUCCGUUUCAACACGCCAUAUCAGCAACUUUCAUCCAGUACUGCAACUCCUCGGCUGAGGCUGCAAGCACCAAAAAGGAAACGGACUCUCCAGAAAACACCCCUCCGUCCACUCCCAGCGGCCCACUGACGGCGGGACACCAGGGGAAGAUGCACUCCAUGGCCCAGGGCAACGGUGGGCCAAACCAAGAUGGCAGCAGUAAGGUUAAACAGAGGAAAAGGAAGAAGAGCGCGGCGGCCUGUGGCGCAGAGGCUCAGAGCAGUGCCAUCCAACCAGCCCACAUCAGAGAGGCCAUCAGGCGCUACAGCCACAAGAUUGGCCCGCUCUCCCCCUUCUCAAGUGCCUACCGCAGGAACGGGAUGACUUUCCUGGCCUGCUGACGUGAAGAACGCGAGGAGUGUGUCUGUCACGGAGCGUGUCUGUGUGUUUGCAGGGCCGUUAGAUGGGAAACACUGUGGACUAGCAGGAAUCUGGACUGGACGUGUUGUGUUUUGUUGCUGUUCAUGUAAACUCUAACAGUGAAAGUGUUCUCUUUUGUAAACAGGUUUCAUUUUUUUUUUUUUUUUUUUUUGGUUAUAACAAAUAUUUCAUACUUUU
Messenger RNA from Rhinichthys klamathensis goyatoka, 1473 nucleotides. It is a transcript of the gene supt3h, whose product is annotated as SPT3 homolog, SAGA and STAGA complex component. The record is from RefSeq and is a predicted model, not a curated record. Lineage: Eukaryota; Metazoa; Chordata; Actinopteri; Cypriniformes; Leuciscidae. The transcript is spliced from 12 exons. Bases 114 to 1256 code for a protein of 380 amino acids. Gene Ontology annotation, molecular function: protein heterodimerization activity; transcription coactivator activity. Gene Ontology annotation, biological process: transcription by RNA polymerase II.